CGGCUUCUGCCCAACCACAUUCGCCAAAUAUUUGCUUGGCAGGUUUCGAAAACACGUUGGGUUACACAAAACUGCUGCGCCCGCGUGGAGCGCGUCGACUUACCCACAUGCACUGAACGUCAUUAGCCACGUAUGACGUCGAACCGACUGGACAGCUUGCUAUGUGCAACAAUCAUCAAUGCGAACCACAAGACAUAAAAGAACGACAAGAAGUAGCAGAUUGAUUGAAGGCGGCUCAACUAAGCGACCUGACACCUCUUCACAAGACAAUCAGAUCAACAACUUACAACUCAACUUCGACCAUCCUCUACCAAUAUGCCAGUCGGACAAUCCAACAACGGUGGAGCUGAAGGCGCUGCAAAGGGCGUCACUUCCACGCUCGGCAACCUGACUGGCGGCGUUGUCAAGACCGCUGGCGGCCUCGUGGGCACAGCUGGCGAAGGCCUCGGCAACACCAUCAACAAUACUACCGGCACCAAAGCAGUCGGUGAUGGCCUCAAGGGCGUGACUGGUGGUGUCAAGGAUGGGGCCGAUUCUGUUGGCAAGGGCGCUGAGAACGCAGGACAGUGGAAGACGUCGUGAUGGAUGAGCGAGGAUGAUACCCACUGAGUAACGAAGUUACAAUUCAGAACCUGGCUUGAUAUCGUUCGAGCAGGUCGCUCCUGCUUGACGCACCCACUCGCUAGUCUACUACGAGCUUCUCAGAUUUUAUUUAAUGAUUCACGGCAU
Messenger RNA from Cercospora beticola, 729 nucleotides. RefSeq lists its product as uncharacterized. The record is from RefSeq and is a predicted model, not a curated record. NCBI's taxonomy places the organism in Eukaryota, Fungi, Ascomycota, Dothideomycetes, Mycosphaerellales, Mycosphaerellaceae.